Molecule: messenger RNA, 2109 nt
Organism: Exophiala spinifera
Lineage: Eukaryota; Fungi; Ascomycota; Eurotiomycetes; Chaetothyriales; Herpotrichiellaceae
Exons: 1
Coding region: 1-2109 (702 amino acids)
Biological process (GO): translational termination; nuclear-transcribed mRNA catabolic process, deadenylation-dependent decay; translation
Cellular component (GO): translation release factor complex
Molecular function (GO): GTP binding; translation release factor activity; GTPase activity
Source: RefSeq, a predicted model, not a curated record
AUGUCGGGCAACUUCGACUCCUGGGAAGACGCUGCGGCGCAGGACGAGGAUCUUUCAAGACAGACACAAAACAUGAACAUCAACGCCAACGCCAACACUUUCAGGCCUGGAGCCUCUUCAUUUCAGCCCGGGGCGAACUCUUUCCAACCGGGUCAACAAUACCAACAGAAUGGCUAUCAGAACUACGGUGGCUACGGCCAACAGCAGGGAUACAACCAAUACCCGCAAUACGGACAAGGCUACAACACUCAAUAUCCUCAAUACCAGCAACAGCAACAGCCACAACAGGGCUACAACCAAGGAUACAGCGGACAGUUUACUGCCUAUAAUCAAGCCCCUGGCAGCUUCCAGCCACGACAGGGUGCCCCGAUAAGCAUUGCCCGACGGUCAGAUGCACAACCGGCUCCAGCACCGCAGCCCGCCCCUCAAUCUCAGCCAGCACCUGCUCCAGCUGCUGAGAAAGCUCCUACGCCAAAGCCUGCUGCCGCACCUCCGAAGGCUAAAGUCCUGUCGAUUGGUGUUCCCACCGCCGCAUCAGCCUCCCCGAAGAAACCCGCCUCUCCGACCGCCAAAGAAGCUCCGUCCAAAAUCGAGCCCAAGGUAGAUACGAAACCAGAAGCCGGGUCGAAGAAGAUUGCAGCGAAGGCCGUCGAGAAGACCGGCGAAAAAGUAUCGGGCAAGACGUCGCCAACACCAUCCUCAGGCAAGUCCUCUCCUACUCCCGGCGAACCGAAGAAGGGGCGAAAUGCCGAAGAAAUUGCCGCAGAACAAACGGCCGAUGUCGAUGCAUCGGUACUUGAAGAGAUGUACGGAAAGGAACACGUCAACAUCAUCUUCAUCGGUCACGUUGAUGCCGGGAAAUCCACAUUGGGCGGUCAAGUCCUCAUUCAGACCGGUAUGGUAGAUGAGCGGACACUGGACAAGUACAAGAGAGAUGCUAAAGAUGCUGGACGUGAGACCUGGUAUAUCUCCUGGGUUCUCGACCUGAACAAGGAAGAGCGAGCAAAGGGCAAGACUGUGGAAGUCGGACGAGGUUUUUUCGAGACGGAGAAACGACGGUACACAAUCCUCGACGCACCCGGUCACAAAACAUAUGUACCAAACAUGCUGAGCGGUGCCGCACAAGCAGACGUCGCCAUUCUAGUAAUUUCGGCACGGAAAGGUGAAUUUGAGACUGGUUUCGAGAAGGGUGGUCAAACGCAAGAACACGCUAUGCUGAUCAAGACGACCGGCGCAAAGGAGCUGGUCGUGGCCGUCAACAAGAUGGACGACAUCACUGUGGAGUGGUCGAAGGAACGUUACGAUGAGAUUGUCGGCAAGCUCAAACCAUACCUGAAGAAGCGAAUCGGGCUGGACUCGACCUUUAUGCCGAUCUCUGCGCAGACGGGUAUUGGCGUGAAGGACAGAAUCCCCAAGGAUGUCGCAGGCUGGUACAAGGGCCCAUCUCUGCUUGAAUUCCUCGACGGAAUGGCCAAGAUUCAGCGCAACCUCAACGCGCCAUUCAUGAUGCCCGUUGGCGCCAAAUACAGAGACAUGGGCACCAUGAUCGAAGGCCGCAUUGAGGCCGGCGUUAUCCAAAAAUCGGCCAACUACGUGAUGAUGCCGAACAAGGAGGAAGUAGGAAUUGCGGCGCUGUACGGCGAGACGGAAGAAGAAAUCCCCUACGCCGCAUGCGGUGACCAAGUGCGCAUGCGCCUGCGAGGCAUCGAAGAAGAAGACAUCCUGCCUGGGUUCGUGCUGUGCUCGCCCAAGCGGCUCGUGCACUGCGUGAGCGAGUUUGAGGCACAGAUCAACAUUGUCGAGCUCAAGUCGAUCCUGUCGGCCGGGUUCAACUGCGUGCUGCACGUCCACGCGGCCACGGAAGAGGUCACGUUUGCGGCGCUGCUGCACAAGUUGGAGCCGAAAACCGGUCGGAAGAGCAAGAAGCCUCCGGCGUUCGCGGCAAAGGGCCAGAACAUCAUCGCCCGCCUGCAGGUCACCGGCAGCGCCGGUCGCAUCUGUGUGGAGCGCUUCGAGGACUACCCGCAGCUCGGUCGCUUCACGCUCCGCGAUCAAGGUCAGACCAUCGCCGUGGGCAAGAUCACAAAGUUGAUCCUGGACGAGGAAUAA